AUGUGGAUAAUAUUAUAUCUUCGAUUGAGUUCCUUAUCACCUGAAUGAGGAAAAUAAUAAUAUAUGUAAGCCCUGUCGAAUACUGAAGUACUGUUCAGCCAAACUGUUUUGGUUUUUCGAGCAACCACACACCGACUUGCAUGACGGUCUGUCGUUAGAUGUCUGAAUUAUUACGACAAGCCAGUAGUUUGCACAGCUGAUAACGUGAUUCGGCGGUGGGCGUUAUGCGUGUUCAACUUCAUGCAUUAAGACAACAACAAAAUUUAAAUUUGAAAGCAAGCCGCAAUAAGACGCAGCUAUAUAAGGGUCGUAUCAGAUAACGCUUAAUGCGUCGUGGACGGUUCGGCCGAUUGGCCGGAUCAGCAGCCCAGGCCGUGAUGGUCGCGCUGUGCGUGUUCAACUUCGUGAUGACGCCGUACUUCGAGUGUCAGCUUGACGGUGACAGCUGCGACGAAAGCGUAAGCAUGAUGGCCGGCAUCUACGCGCGGUCGGUGAGCAUCACGUGCCUAGUGACGGUGGCUGUCGCGUGGCACAAGUACCGCAGUGUAAUGGUGGCGUACCGCGAGCGCGCCGAGCUGAUCGACGCGUACUCGGCACCGGCCACUUCUGUGGCCGCCUCCGCCAAUUCGCUUUACGUCGACCACGCAACGUUCGCCGGUGUCGUGUUGUGUGUGUGCGUGGUGCUCAUCGUACCCAUCAACUUGUUCCGUUUGUAUCGAUUUUUUAUGGACGGCCGACCGGUGGCCGCGAUCGUGUACUUUGUACUCAUGUACUCGCAAAACCUGUACGUAUGCUUGUACGAGACACACUUCGUGUUGCUGUUCUACGCGCUGUACACGAGGUACACAGACCUCAACCGGGAUAUGGAGGCCAUUGGCGAGCGGAUUGAGGACGGCCGGUGCGCGCGCGACGAGCCGCCACCCGGCCGCGAUGGUUGGAUACCAUACGACGGGGACGACGAACACCGACCGCACUAUCUCUAUUACUCGUCGGCCACGGGACAGCCGCUGGUGGACGCGGUCGAGCGGCUCCGGAUCAGACACCGGCUGAUCCGCGAGGCCAUGGACGCUCUCAAGCCCACGUUUGCCGUGCCCAUCGGCCUGUCGCUGUGCAACCUGUGCGUAAUGGUCCUAUUCGACGUCUACUACCACCUGAAGAACUCGGUCGAUCAACCCGCCGGGGACUUGGCCAACGUGUACAUAUUCCUGUGGAUCGCCCAGUACACGUUCCGAUUUUUCGUCAUCACCAUGACAGUGGACGUUACCGUGAAACAGGCACUCAGGUCGAAAGAAACAAUAACGGAUGUGAGCAGACAUUGUUUAGAUAUUAGUACGAAAGAAGAGUUACAAAUAUUUUCAAAUCAAAUAUCUAGUACUGCGAUAGAAUUUACGAUGUGUGAUCUUUUCACUUUAAAUGCACGCCUCUUCACAUCUGCGGUGGGUGUCUGUAUCACGUACCUAGUAAUAUUACUCCAGUUCAAAAUAAAGGUGGAUAAUGUUUAUUAAAAAAACGUUUAGAAAUUAAUAACAAUGUACAUGUGUAACAAUACUGUGUAACUGUGUAAGUAUACAUGGACUGCAAUGUAUAAUACUAUAUAUAUAUACAUAGUAAUAACUAUAUGUACAGUGGCAUAAUUUCUAGUCGAGUUUUCCGAUAUUUAAUCCAUGAAAUAUGAUCCAUUUAUUAUAUCCAUAAAAUAUUUCGAUAUUGCCAUUUAUUAGUAAAAUAAAUUUUUAAUAAUGUAUAGUAUUUAAAUACCGGCAUUCGACUCUGUGUCGAUCGUGGGCAUAACUUCAGGGCAUGCGUUAUACUAGAUAAAAUUAUUUUUAAACUAUUUCUUACAUCGCUAACAAUUUAUAAGCGGUACAAUAAACAUACUAUUUUUGAACAAUCACUAUAGUCAUAUACUUUCUAUUAAUCGAUAAUGUAUAAGUAGUGCGUUUAUAUUUUAUACAAAUAGCUUAUAAAUAUCGCCAUUUUGAUUAUGUAUAUUUAAUUAUUUCACUGUCAAAAAUAAACUGUUGGAAAAUAAUUAAUAUUCAAUAUUUACUACCUCAUAACAUUCACACGGUAAUGAAAAUAUUUGAUAAUAGUACAUGCACGACGCAGAUUAUACGUAAGUAAAAAAAUUAUGAAAUGUAUGUGUUAAUAUACUUAGUUCUAUAGUUUUGGAUGUUUAAGUACAUAAAUUAAUUUUUAUUUCAUUAUAUUUCUUUAUCAAUACUUGUACAGUUAUUUUACGAAAAAAAAUAUAAAACAAGUUACACAUUUUUUUCUUUAUAAGAACGAAAAACAGUCAAACUAAUUUCAAUAGUGAAACAUAAUAAUAAC
This is a messenger RNA of Metopolophium dirhodum (rose-grain aphid), 2331 nucleotides long. RefSeq lists its product as uncharacterized. Gene Ontology annotation, cellular component: neuronal cell body; membrane; axon. The coding region runs from base 327 to 1505 and encodes 392 amino acids. The transcript has 6 exons. NCBI's taxonomy places the organism in Eukaryota, Metazoa, Arthropoda, Insecta, Hemiptera, Aphididae. The record is from RefSeq and is a predicted model, not a curated record. Gene Ontology annotation, biological process: sensory perception of taste.